AUACGUGCGCCGCGUUCGGUUUGCGACCAUAACAACGCCUGAUAACCCUCACUUUUUUUUCGAUAUUUUUAAAUAAAGGGAUAUUAAUUUCAGAAUCUGUUCGCACUUCCCUGAAGCUCCUGCACACAACACCCUUCAGACCGACACACGAGCUUUUAAACAUCCCACUUACACGAAUAUAUCCAAUCUGCCAAGAAUUCAAGCUCUGGAUGUCGAUGUUGGACUCUUUCUAAAGACACAAACAGCGGUGCGAGGACCCCGGGAGGAAUGGGGUAGAGAUUGCGAUGAGGGUCCCGGCACCAAACAGCUCUGAUCAGGCAGAAUCGGGCUCAGGUAAGAUGCCUGAGAAUGGACGCUCAAGGAGGAAACGCGUGCCAAAGACGUGCGACUGCUGCGGGCCCAACGGAAAGCCCCACAUGCCUGGACACGAGCAGGUUUCGAAGAAACGAGGCCGCAAGAAGAAGGAGAUGGUGAGCCAGGGAGAAGUGGCCGCGGAGGAGGAGGUGGUCUGGAGCACGUCCGGAGUCCUCACGCUGGAAGCCGACGCUGUGACUGCUGAGAUGGAGGAGACGCCAGAUGCCAGAGGAAAAGCAGACUUCAUCCAGUCUGAGAGUGUGAGUGACAGCACUGUGAUGGUGAACGGUUUGGAGAACAGCGCUCAUGAUAACUGUACUGAUCCCGCCAAAGAGAACAGCCAUCCAGUCCAGGCUGCUUCUGCUCUACUCAAUGACCUAAUGAAGAAACCCUCUGAUUCUGCCUCGGUGGCUGCAGAGCCGGACGCUUCUCCUCAUAGUAAUGCGAUGGAGACUGAACCGUCCAGCUUGUGUGUUCGUGUAGACAAGGCCUCCUGGGACCAUCACUACUGCAAAUCCAACCCUGCGGAGAACAGAAGCGACUCUGCAGAGGCGUCAGGACCACCGCCUGCUGAGUUUACAAGCGAGGGCAUCAUCGACUGCAUUCACGAAUUCCUCGAGCAGUUUUACGGGAAAUACGGAAGCUUCACUCCUCUGUGUGAAACCGAUGUCCUCGAUCAUCUGAAUAAGAUCUUCCAGGCUGAUUUAAAUGACAGGAUGAAGCUGAUAACAGCAGAAGUGGCCAAGUACAGGGCAGGUCUGGCCUGUGCUCCUAUGCAUUUACAAGUGACCUACAACAAGCACACUUUGUCCUUAGAAGACCUUUCCACGCUUGAUGACCAAAACUGGGUCAACGAUCAGGUGAUUAACAUGUAUGGAGAAUUGAUCAUGGAGGCUACAAACCACACGGUUCAUUUCUUCAACAGUUUUUUUUACCGACAGUUCGUAGCAAAAGGCUAUGAAGGAGUGAGGCGGUGGACCAAAAAGGUUGAUCUGUUUUCGAAGACACUGAUUCUGAUUCCUCUUCAUCUGGAGAUCCACUGGUCGCUCAUCACUGUGGACGUUUCCAAGCAGAACAUCAACUUCUACGACUCCCAGGGCAUCCUGUUCAAGUUCGCUCUGGACAACGUCAUGAAAUACAUCAUGGAGGAAGCAAAAGAGAAGAAACAACCGCUCUUUCAGAAGGGCUGGAAGAUGCUCAUCAACAAGACCAUUCCACAGCAGAAGAAUGACAAUGACUGUGGAGCUUUUGUUUUGGAGUACUGUAAGUGCCUGGCCUUCAUGAAGCCGCUGUCGUUCACUCAAGAGGACAUGCCUCGAGUCCGCAAGAGGAUCUACAGAGAGCUGUGUGACUGCAGACUGUCCCACAGCCCAGACCAGGUCAAAGCCUCAUAGAUUCCGGACCCUCAGCACAGCAUGGCCGGUUUGGACUUGACAACGAAAAAACCCAAAGUUUUGCUCAGGCAGAGCUGGACAUUGUCAACACGCGAGCCUGUCCACACAUUCCCGAUGGCUGAGGCAGGAUUUUUCAGGUUGCUUUUACCUCUUCGCUCGACAUCGGCGGUCAAAUAAGCCUUCCUCCCGGCCUCACAAACCCAGAACUCAACAAAGACGUUUCUCAGAGAGCUGUUCUGAAACUGACGUGAGCCCUGGAGGAGUUUAUGGUUUACCGGCUCCCACGCUGAUUCCAAACCUCACAACCACGCGGAUCUGUGCUUCUAACGCAUUUCAGUUCGUUCCUUUGCGUGUUUCAGUCAGGUUUUGCUUUGCAGUAUGACACUUGAAGGACUUCCACAGUCUCUAAAUGCCACACGUUGAGGUCCAGCAGCAUUUAUAAAGGCUGAAUGUACUGUUGAACAGGUUCUGCUGGCUCACCUGAAAGCAGAUUUCCUGGACCAGGUUUCCAAGCUGAAACAAAUCCACAGGAUUGACUCUUGACAUCAGGCUGCUUUCUGUAAAGCGCUGACAUUACUCUGUGAACUGCUGUCCUCUCACUUCUGAGCACUUUCCGUUGUUUUCUUCAGAUGCGUUAGCGGUUGUGUAGCAUGUAGAUUGGUCAUUCCUGAAGUCAGCUACAGGUCAUUUUAAGAUGAGCACAGUUGGUUUGGAGCUGCAGGUUUCUGUCUUUUAUUUAUGUUUUUUAUAAUGAAAUCGAUCUGAAGGCAAGUCAGCCUGCCGCUCUGUCAUCACGUAAAACAAACGCUGAAGGCCAAACGCAGGUCAGUGUUGACUGUUGAGUCCUCCUCAUUAUUAUUAUCACGGCCACCGUCUCCAUUCUGUGUGUGGGCAGCGUUUGUUUUUAACACACUUGUGAUGCCGUUUGCUACAGAGAUAUGUCAGGAUGGUGAUUUUAUACUUUUGUCAGUGAUCCACCGUUCCAGAGCGAUACCUAACUUUGGUUACUUGAAAAACCAACAAAUCAUAACCUCAGACUGCGUCUCUGACUACUGCGUUCAUCGUUAUUUAAAUAAUACAACACAAAUCAUGUUGAUC
This is a messenger RNA of Danio rerio (zebrafish), 2846 nucleotides long. It is a transcript of the gene senp5, whose product is annotated as SUMO specific peptidase 5. Gene Ontology annotation, molecular function: cysteine-type peptidase activity. Gene Ontology annotation, biological process: proteolysis. NCBI's taxonomy places the organism in Eukaryota, Metazoa, Chordata, Actinopteri, Cypriniformes, Danionidae. Gene Ontology annotation, cellular component: nucleolus. The record is from RefSeq and is marked validated.